AUGUAAAACCAGUGUGACAUUUUACAACUUUCUGUAAAUUACACCUUUUCGUUAAUCCAUUUCAAAAAUCUGGAUAAAAGUUCGUGAUAUAAACUUGUAUGCUCGCGUUGUACAUCGAAAAUUAAGAGUGCCAAGGCUGAACAUAGAUGCAAUAGUUGACGGUACGAAGAGAUUUGUCCAUUGUUGUUGUUGUAGUCAACAGUAAAGAGACGGCGGUGAUCCGUGGAUAAACUAGCUCAAGCUCUAUGCUGAUUAAAGCAAAGCGUGAUGUGAGGUUCCGAGACAAAUGUUCAGACAAGUGAGGGAGAAGUUUGCCUCAUCAAACUUUGCUCUUUUACUGUUGGGAUUUUCACAUUGUUUCAAGUUCAAUAUGGCUUGGCGAUCAAGCGGAAAUUCAAACAUAAAUUUGGUUGAAAAUCUUCAGCGCAAUGGUAUUAUAAAAAACCCAGCUGUGGCCAAUGCAAUGAAGGCUGUAGAUCGAGCUCACUUCAGUAGAGCUAAUCCAUAUGCAGAUUCCCCUCAGAGCAUUGGGUAUGCAGUAACCAUCAGUGCUCCCCACAUGCAUGCACAUGCUCUGGAACUGCUAUCAGAACAGCUGAAGGAAGGAGGGAAAGCUUUAGAUGUUGGAUCUGGAAGUGGAUACCUUACAGCCUGUAUGGCUAUAAUGGUAGGAGAAAGCGGAAAAGCUGUUGGUAUUGAUCACAUCCCUGAACUUGUUGAGGGGUCAUUGGUUAACUUAAGGAAAGACCCCUCUAUACAGAGACUUGUUGAGAGUGGACGAGUUAAGAUGGUGGUUGGUGACGGUAGGAAAGGUUACUUAGAAGAAGCACCUUAUGAUGCAAUCCACGUAGGAGCAGCUGCACCGGAAAUGCCAGAAGCAUUGAUUGAGCAGUUAAAGCCAGGAGGUAGGCUGAUUAUUCCUGUAGGUCCAGCGGGAGCCAAUCAGAACCUGAAGCAAGUGGACAAGUUGAUGGACGGGUCAAUAGAAACAACCACGCUGAUGGGUGUGAUCUAUGUACCGCUGACAAGCAAAGACAAGCAGUGGCCCAGGUGGAGAUAACUCUGCGCUAACCUUGCAUGGUGUUUGCCUCCCCUUGUAAGGUCAAAGCAAGAGCUCUAAGGAAGUUGGGGAGAUGGCCUACAGUUAAUACAUUACCUGUGGCUUUAUUCUAGUUGUGGGCUUAAACAGGAGGUAUUAUGUAGCUAUCCUGGUGUGCAGCACUUUGUACUGUGCAGUAUCCACAGUUAUCUGUAUAUGGAAUGUUGUACCUAUGUCUAAUGGACACUUGGAGAGUGCACCACAGCUGCUGUAUAGAUAUACUAUUCAUGAAAAUAACAGGGUUCCAGGAACAAAGAGUUAGUUUCAAAAGACAGCUUAUAUUUGUUUUCCCUAUAUUACGACCAUUGCGUCCUUGAUUCUAGGAGGCUGACUGUAACUGUACAUGUAAUAUACAUUACCCUACAGUGUAUUUCAGUAACAUACUUGUCUUAUGAAAGAAA
Liolophura sinensis is the source of this 1500-nucleotide messenger RNA. Its product is annotated as protein-L-isoaspartate(D-aspartate) O-methyltransferase-like. The transcript has 7 exons. Gene Ontology annotation, molecular function: protein-L-isoaspartate (D-aspartate) O-methyltransferase activity. Gene Ontology annotation, cellular component: cytoplasm. The record is from RefSeq and is a predicted model, not a curated record. Bases 287 to 1060 code for a protein of 257 amino acids. Gene Ontology annotation, biological process: protein modification process. Lineage: Eukaryota; Metazoa; Mollusca; Polyplacophora; Chitonida; Chitonidae.